AUGGCAUCAACGCUGACAGUGACAGGUGCGGUGUCUGUAACCACACAGUCACCAGCAUCCCCAGCUCAGACCUCCAUGGCAUCAACGCUGACAGUGACAGCUACUUCAACAAUGGCUACUAUGGCUGCUGCCUCCACUACUGCCCAGACAGCUGCCUCCACUACUGCCCCGACAGCUGCCCCUACAGCUUCUGCUACAACAGCUCUUGCCACAACAGCAUUAAAUACUGAUGAAGCAAGUGGAGAUGAGGGCAGCAUCACUCUGUCUUUUAGUCUUCAGCGAACAUUCAGUUCCGAUCUUCUCGAUACAACUUCAUCUGCAUUCACAGCACUGGAAUCAGAAGUGCUGUCUGACUUGAAUACAGUUUAUAAAGCAGCAUUUCCAAGCAGCUUCAGUCGCUCCAGGAUCACAGGCUUCUCGAGUGGGUCAGUUGUUGUUGGUUCACAGCUUGUGUUUACAAGCACAAGUUCAGUUCCACAAACCAGCAACGUUGAAUCUGCUUUGAGAAACUCAUCUACCCUGAUCAUAGUGUCGAGUACCAUCAGUGCAACUGCUUCUACAACGGCUACUACGGCUGCUGCAUCAACUCCGAUGACUACAACAUCAAUAUCAACAUCAACAUUAGAAUCUACAUCAGCAGCUCAGACCUCUCUGGCAUCAACGCUGACAGUGACAGAACCAACAUCAACACAGCCUUCUCCAGUCACAGCAGCACCUGUGCCUGAUCAACAGAUUAAAUUGGAAUUCAGGCUCCAACAGACCUUCACACCAAACCUGACGAACCCCGCCUCGACAGAAUUUAAGAGCUUAGCUACAAAAGUUUCAACCGUGUUGAACAGAAUCUACUCUGAUAAGUUUGGCUCCCGAUUCGUACGCACACAAAUCAAUGGCUUCAGACGAGGAUCAGUUGUUGUGGAUUCUGUCCUGAUAUUCAAUGACACAAACAAUGUUCCGGACACUGCAAACGUGACCUCCACGCUGGAAGAAGCAAUUGCUACCAACAGUUCAGAUGUUGCUGAACUUGCCAUCAAUGGCAGCAGUAUAGUUGCUGAACGUGUGGUGUCUGUAACCACACAGUCACCAGCAUCCCCAGCUCAGACCUCCAUGGCAUCAACGCUGACAGUGACAGCUACUUCAACAAUGGCUACUAUGGCUGCUGCCUCCACUACUGCCCAGACAGCUGCCUCCACUACUGCCCCGACAGCUGCCCCUACAGCUUCUGCUACAACAGCUCUUGCAACAACAGCAUUAAAUACUGAUGAAGCAAGUGGAGAUGAGGGCAGCAUCACUCUGUCUUUUAGUCUUAAUCGAACAUUCAGUUCCGAUCUUCUCGAUACAACUUCAACUGCAUUCACAGCACUGGAAUCAGAAGUGCUGUCUGACUUGAAUACAGUUUAUAAAGCAGCAUUUCCAAGCAGCUUCAGUCGCUCCAGGAUCACAGGCUUCUCGAGUGGGUCAGUUGUUGUUGGUUCACAGCUUGUGUUUACAAGCACAAGUUCAGUUCCACAAACCAGCAACGUUGAAUCUGCUUUGAGAAACUCAUCUACCCUGAUCAUAGUGUCGAGUACCAUCAGUGCAACUGCUUCUACAACGGCUACUACGGCUGCUGCAUCAACUCCGAUGACUACAACAUCAAUAUCAACAUCAACAUUAGAAUCUACAUCAGCAGCUCAGACCUCUCUGGCAUCAACGCUGACAGUGACAGGUAAGUGUUAUGAAGCCAUUCAUUAGUUGGUUACUGUCUUUCACUGACAACUCAAGUGCAGCCUAGUAUCCCCACAGCACAUCUACACAGUUUUACAAUGGAUCAAAUUUACAGUGCAGUGUAAACUGUUUACCCGUUACAUAUAAAUGCAGAGCAGUCACAGGACCCAGAGAGUUCCAUGUAAUGGAUAUCCAUCCAAUCACAGAACUACCACCAUACGUAACAGUUGGUAGCCAAUACCAAGGAUUGAAAGCCUCC
Clupea harengus (Atlantic herring) is the source of this 1963-nucleotide messenger RNA. Its product is annotated as putative GPI-anchored protein pfl2. The record is from RefSeq and is a predicted model, not a curated record. The coding region runs from base 1 to 1731 and encodes 576 amino acids. The transcript has 14 exons. Gene Ontology annotation, biological process: visual perception. NCBI's taxonomy places the organism in Eukaryota, Metazoa, Chordata, Actinopteri, Clupeiformes, Clupeidae.